Molecule: messenger RNA, 1230 nt
Organism: Mucor velutinosus
Lineage: Eukaryota; Fungi; Mucoromycota; Mucoromycetes; Mucorales; Mucoraceae
Exons: 5
Coding region: 1-1230 (409 amino acids)
Molecular function (GO): hydrolase activity, acting on ester bonds
Source: RefSeq, a predicted model, not a curated record
AUGGUAGCAUUCAGUGUACUGGCACUUUUCGCUGGUGUUGUAACAACAGCAGCUGCAUCAAGUAUAAAGAAUCUCGUAGUAUUUGGCGACUCAAAUUCGGAUGUUGGAAACAGCCAGCGUUGGUCAAAUGGACCUGUAUGGAGCGAAUACCUGGCAGUUGGAUGGAACGCAUCAUUGUAUAGUUUUGCUUAUAGUGGAUCUGUGUGCGAUACUGGCAUGUACAACUCGAUUGCCAAGGAAGACAGAGUGCCAAGUCUCAGAGAUCAACUGGAAGCCUACUACAAUCUCAACUUGAAUCUGAAACCUGAGGAAACUGUGUAUGCCUUCUGGUUUGGCGUACAAGAUGUAUUUGAAAUGUCCAAAAGACACGGUCGUCAAGAACCUGAUUAUAAGGCUAUCACAGACUGUAUUGGACAACAACUGAGAGCAUCUCGUAAGGUAUUCUUGUCUGACAGAUACCUCGUAUUGAAUGUGCCUCCUUUGGGACAAAUGCCAUACUAUCAAGAGAGCAAUGUUGCUGCAAAUAGAAGUCAAGCAUCUGUUGAUAUCAACCGUGCUUUGGAGAAGGAUGUGGGCAAUCUUAACAAGCAUCAUCAUGCUUUAGAGAUGGACUAUGUGGAUAUUCAUUCGCUGGUCAGUGAUAUAUCAGUCGAUCCCACUGUGUUUGCUUUCCAAAAUCCCAAUGCUUCCUACUUGGAUACGUGCUAUGAUAACGCCCAAUGCAAGCUAAAAGAGUCGGAUUACAUUUGGUGGGACAAGACUCAUUUCACGACAGCAUUCCACAAAUCGAUUGCCAAGAGCAUUAUUGAAGCCGAAUCAUAUACACCCAAAGUGACACUUACAAAAGAGAUUGAAAAGCAGUUAGACGACCCCAAGUCCCAAUUCCACAGCAAGACCUAUGCAGCACCUCCCUUCAAGGGCCUCAUGGAUGACAAGGCCAAGCAGUACGAUCUUGAGAAAUCACAGACUACGAUAGAGCCACAACAACCCCCAUUGGAAGACGAUAGAGCCGAUUUUGAGACAAAGGAUGCUACAUUGGUGCCAUCCAAAGAGAAUGGUCAUGCCUUUGUCGGAUUGUUCGUUUUUGUGCUCGUGAUUGUUGGUAUAAUUGUCUGGAUCAAAUUCCCCACUUGCUCUUUGUUUGCUUGGGUCAGAGCCAAGUUUGCUGCUGUGAGUGGAGGCAGAGAUCGCGGUAAAUUCACACCUGUUAGAAAUGAAGAUGAAGCCUAA